AAGAGGGAUAAAAAAAAGUGCUAUAAAGAUUAGUCUACCCCUUUUAGCAGAACAUGUAAUGUUCAGUUAGCAUAGAAGUGGAUAUAUGAUAUAAGCUUUAAUGACUUUUUCACGGUUUCUCGUUCUUAGUCUCAUUUCCAUUCUGCUGAGUGGUCAUCACUCCACAGCUCAGGAUGAUAAAAAGACUUACAUUGUAUAUAUGGGUGAUAGUACUCCUAAUAAAGAUGAGAUUUCCACUUCAGAUCUUCACAUUAGCAUGCUACAAAAUGUUGUUGGCAGUGAUAUAGCAAUAGGAUCUCUUCUCCAUAGCUAUAAAAGGAGUUUCAAUGGAUUUGUCGCCAAGCUAACUCGGAAAGAAGCACAAGAAAUAGCUGGAAAGGAGGGUGUAGUGUCUGUAUUCCCUAGCGAAAAGCAGAAGCUGCAUACAACAAAGUCAUGGGACUUCAUUGGAUUUCCACAGCAAGUUAAACGAAGCACUCUCGAAAGUGACAUCAUAAUUGGAGUUUUAGACACUGGAAUUUGGCCCGAGUCCUCUAGCUUUGAUGACAAAGGUUUUGGUCCACCACCUACCAAAUGGAAGGGUUCUUGCCAAGUCUCCUCCAAUUUUACCUGUAACAAAAAAAUCAUUGGAGCAAAGUACUAUCGUAGUGAUCCGUUUGACAACGAAGAUAUGGAAGAAUUCAAGUCCCCAAGAGACUCAAAUGGGCACGGGACACAUACAGCUUCAACAGCCGCUGGAGGCUUGGUUAGCGAAGCUAGUCUUUCAGGGUUUGCCUAUGGAACGGCCCGAGGAGGAGUGCCCUCAGCUCGCUUGGCCAUCUACAAAACUUGCUGGUUCGAUGGGUGUAAUGAUGCUGACAUUCUUGCAGCAUUCGAUGAUGCAAUUGCCGAUGGUGUCGAUGUGAUUUCUGCCUCUUUCGGAUCUCUUUCCGGAGAUUAUUUCAAGGAUGCUAUCGCCAUUGGUGCUUUCCAUGCCAUGAGAAAAGGAAUUCUAACUUCGACUUCGGCUGGGAAUAGAGGUCCUUCACCAAUGAGUCUCAACAACUUUUCUCCUUGGUCUAUUUCUGUGGCUGCAAGCACCAUUGAUCGAAAAUUCUCUACCGAUGUUCGAUUUGGUGACGAUAAGGUGUAUCAGGGAACAUCAAUAAAUAUAGUCGAUCUUAAGGAGCAGCUUUUUCCUAUGAUAUAUGCUGGGGAUGCAAUGAACACUUCGAGUGAAUUCUACUUUCCAACAAGAUCAUAUUGCUUUACCGAUUCAUUGGACCAAAACAAGGUAAAGGGUAAAAUCAUCUUUUGUGACGUCUAUUUUGGGGACAAUUUGAAUGGAGUAGUUGGCGUUGUCGCGCCAGCUAGCAGUGGCGGAGCUGCCAGGGGUGACGUAGCUUCCGUCUUUCCUGUGCCUACAUCCAUACUUAAACCAGAGGACGGUAGCAAAGUUUAUGUCUAUUUAAACUCCACCGGAAAACCUACUGCAUCGAUAUCGAGGAGUAAAGAAGGACCUAAUAAGCUGGCCCCGUACAUAGCUUCAUUUUCAUCAAGGGGUCCCAAUCCAAUCACCCCUAAUAUUCUUAAACCAGAUUUAGCAGCCCCGGGAGUUAAUAUCUUAGCAGCUUGGCCUCCGUACGCUUCACAGACAAGAGAGGCACUGCCUUACAAUAUUAUUUCUGGGACAUCAAUGGCCUGCCCGCAUGUGUCUGCUGCAGCUGCGUACGUCAAGUCGUUUAACCCCACGUGGUCUCCUGCCGCCAUCAAGUCUUCCCUUAUGACCACCGCUAAUCCAAUGAGUGCGGACCUUAAUCCUGAUGCCGAAUUUGCUUACGGAUCCGGACAAGUAAACCCUCUUAAGGCUGCAAAUCCUGGCUUAGUAUACGACAUCGUUGAAGCCGACUACGUAAAAUUUUUGUGUGGACAAGGCUACAAUGCCAAGUUAUUGCAAAUAGUUACCGGAAGCCCUAAGAGCUCAUGUCCAAAAACUAUUGCCACCCUGAAUGGGACAACUCCAGACCUUAACUAUCCUGCUUUUGUUCUUUCUGCCCCACUUUCACGUCCUAUCGACCAUGUUUUUUAUAGGACUGUCACGAACGUUGGGUCACCCACAUCCAUGUACAAAGCCAACUUGGUAGCCCCAACAGGACUCAAUAUUACUGUGAUCCCAAGUGUCAUUUCAUUCACGUCUCUCGGGGAGAGCCAAUCUUAUACGGUGCGGGUGUGGGUGCAGGCAAUUAUGGAUAAGAAACUUAUGUGGUCUGCUUCACUGGUUUGGGAUGAUGGUACUCAUCAAGUGAGGAGCCCUAUUGUUGUCUACUUAACAAUAUAAAAUUAUAUAAUAUAUAUAUAAAUAUAUAAAUACCGAACUAGUCUCUCAUGACGUGUGAACCGUCGGAUUGGUGAUUUGAUCUGGCUCUUUCAAUGGUAAUGAGAGAGUGUAAAAUUUGGUGAAAAGGUGUAGCUGGUUUUGUGGGUGUAAGGGAAAUGUAAUAAAACAAGUGGGAUUAUGUUUGCAACCUAAGACUAUAUAAGGACACCCGACUAAUUAUAAAAAAUUAAAUCAUUUCUAA
Humulus lupulus (European hop) is the source of this 2558-nucleotide messenger RNA. RefSeq names its product cucumisin-like. Gene Ontology annotation, molecular function: serine-type endopeptidase activity. The record is from RefSeq and is a predicted model, not a curated record. The transcript has 10 exons. NCBI's taxonomy places the organism in Eukaryota, Viridiplantae, Streptophyta, Magnoliopsida, Rosales, Cannabaceae. Gene Ontology annotation, biological process: proteolysis. Bases 101 to 2317 code for a protein of 738 amino acids.